CAGUGAUCUUUAUUGUCGUCACUAGCAGUGCGUCUGGGCUGAGUGUCAGAGUGGGGUGUAAUCGGUAGACAUGGCGGAGAUGAGGAGGGCCGUGUGAUGCCCGGGGAGGAGCGGAACAGUGAAGCGGACGGAGACGCCUUCUAGCAUGGGAAUCCUAUUCACCAAGAUAUGGAGGCUUUUCAGCAACCAGGAGCACAAAGUGAUUAUUGUGGGGCUGGAUAAUGCUGGGAAGACAACAAUAUUAUAUCAGUUUUCCAUGAAUGAGGUGGUGCACACGUCCCCAACAAUAGGGAGCAAUGUGGAAGAAAUUGUAGUGAACAAUACUCGCUUUCUGAUGUGGGAUAUCGGAGGACAGGAAUCUCUCCGAUCUUCAUGGAACACUUAUUACACAAACACCGAGUUUGUAAUCGUUGUUGUGGACAGCACCGAUAGAGAACGCAUUUCAGUGACCAGAGAAGAACUUUAUAAAAUGUUAUCCCAUGAGGACCUGAAGAAGGCGGGGCUGCUGGUCUUUGCAAACAAGCAAGAUGUGAAGGAAUGUAUGAGCGUAGCAGAGAUUUCACAGUACUUGAAGUUGACGUCAUUGAAAGAUCAUCAGUGGCACAUACAGGCAUGCUGUGCUCUCACUGGAGAAGGCCUCUGUCAAGGACUUGAGUGGAUGAUGUCAAGACUGAAAUCUAGAUGACCCCAAAUAGACCUGCAGAGACACUAGACUGCUAACAACACUGUAUUUAUGAAUCCCUGGACUGCUGCAAACCUUCAACAAGUAUUUAUAAUCCUAGUGUUCCACCGGUGUCAGAGAGCAAUCUCUCAGAAGGCAAAAAAAAACAAUAAUAAAUCUGUGACUACUUCUGAAAGCUGUGAUUGGCCUGGCCAUUAUUUUCAGCCCUCCUCUACGAAACUUCAAAGGAGACGGGGAGAUUUUUAAAACUUUUUACAAUGACGGUUUUACAAGUGACUGUGGCCCGCGAUGGACACACUGAUCAGAUGAACUAAGAACAUCGAUAAUGGCUGAGCAGUAUUUUUUUCUUCUUUUUUUUUUAAACUACUGAGAGGAUCCCGACUGAACCUCAGCAAUGUGCAGCUCUCUGUUGGGGGAACUGCAAGUCUCAGCGUGCCUUGUCCAACAUACUAGGACUUGUAGUUCCAGAGAUGAGAGAGAUGCAUAUUUUACAUUCUCUAACUAGAAUCCUGUACAUAUCUUUGUAUUUCCUAUGUGUACGCAUGCUCCUUUUAUUGUACCAAUGUAUGGAAGAAUUGCCUUGACAACAGUUAAAAUUGCACAGUUCUAAUUUUAGAGGACCUCUCGCUUUUGAAACGUCUUCUUAAUCCGUCAGCUGAAUGCAAAUUGUGAAACUUUUUUUUUUUUUUCUAAUAUAUUUUAUUUGUCAAAAAAUGGUUGAAGUGCUACCUCCAUCAUAGAAAGGUCUUGGCUGAUAGUCUGGCCUGUGGUGUCUAUAUUAGGACUGAACAUCUUAAAGGUAAUCUGCCAACCAAUUCAAGUUUUUAAUAGUAGGGCCUCAUUUACAUGGGCGGCUGAAGGGCAGUAAAAAAACUGGUUGAGCUGCGGUUUUACCAACUGCUGAACCUUAAAGCGGAGCUCCACCCUAAAGUGGAACUUCCGCUCAUCGGAACCCCCCCCCCCCUCCGGUGUCACAUUUGACACCUUUCAGUGGGGUCCAGAUACCUAUCUUAAGACAGGAAUUUGCACCCACUUCCGGGAGUCCUCUCUGUAGGGAUUCUGCGGGUAGUUCGUCACUUCCCGCCCAUUGUGUUCUGUGAAACAUUCGGCUCCCAGAAUCAGGGGUCAAGUCCUGGGGAAAAAAGUGUGGGAACUCCCACCCAAGAUCCACUCCCCCAC
Messenger RNA from Rana temporaria (common frog), 1861 nucleotides. RefSeq names its product ADP ribosylation factor like GTPase 5A (gene ARL5A). The record is from RefSeq and is a predicted model, not a curated record. Gene Ontology annotation, biological process: protein localization to Golgi membrane; intracellular protein transport; vesicle-mediated transport. Bases 146 to 685 code for a protein of 179 amino acids. NCBI's taxonomy places the organism in Eukaryota, Metazoa, Chordata, Amphibia, Anura, Ranidae. Gene Ontology annotation, cellular component: trans-Golgi network; cytoplasm. The transcript has 6 exons. Gene Ontology annotation, molecular function: GTPase activity; GTP binding.